AAUCCUCCAUUUUUUUUCUCUUCUAUUGAAUCAAAGUCAGGUUCUUCUUCUUUCUUUCUAGUUGAACAACAACCACGUACUUGAACCAUUAAUUUAGUCCUUACUCAUAUCCUUUCUUUCUUUCUUGACCAAAAUCCAUUGGCCUAUAAGGCUAUAAAUCAUAGGUACAAAUGCUAAACAUUUUCUAGGAAAGAGCCAUUUCUUUUCCCUCUAAACACUUUCCAUUGGUGGGGUAUGUAUGCUACCUAUUAAUUAAUGUCGUGUUUUAAUGUUCAAGAUCUGAGAGAAGAAGAAGAACACAUUACCCUGCAUUCUCUCUACUAACAUCUGAAUCUGAAUAUGGAUCUUGUAAUGAGAAGACACAUGAUUUAUGUGUCAUUGUCAGAGUCAGAAUCUAUUUCUCCAAAUCCAGGGACUGAUCAUGCGCAUUCAUCUUCAGGAACGAGCUUUCCAAUCAUAGCAAUUGCCAUAAUAGGAAUAAUGGCCACAGCAUUCUUGCUAGUAAGCUACUACAUCUUUGUCAUCAAAUGCUGCCUCAAUUGGCACCGAAUCGAUAUCUUGCGGCGGUUCUCUCCUUCCAGAAGGCGCGGCGGCAGCGACGAUCCAGCCUUAGCAGUAUACUCAAGCGGAAUACAAGCAGAGCCUCGGGGGCUGGACGAGGCGGUUAUAAGGCUAAUUCCGGUGAUUGGGUACAAGAAUUCGCAGCACAGCAGCUGCGAAUGCGCGGUUUGCUUGAAUGAAUUUCAAGAGCAUGACAAGCUAAGGAUUAUUCCAAAUUGUAGCCAUGUUUUUCACAUUGAUUGCAUUGAUGUUUGGCUUCAGAACAAUGCAAAUUGCCCUCUUUGUAGGACAAGCAUUUCAUUAACAAGUAGGUUCAGCAUUCAUCAGCUUCUAACUCCUCCAACAAUUUAUUCUUCUUCUCCUCCUUCUUCUUCUUCUUCUUCUUCAUCUUCAUCACCACAACAAUUGAUUGAAGAUGAAGACUUUGUUGUUAUUGAAUUGGGUGAUGAGCGUGUUCGUGGUUUGGAAUCAUCACCAUUACCAAGAACAUGUUCUGUUGUUAGUUCUUCACCAAGGAAGAAAGGAAUGAAGCUGAAGAAAGUGACAAGCAUGGGGGAUGAGUGCAUUGACAUGAGAGGCAAUAAAGAUGAGAACUUUUCAGUGCAACCAAUCAGAAGAUCUUUCUCUAUGGAUUCUUCAGGGGAUAGGAAAUUCUAUUUGGCAGUUCAAGAAGCUUUGAAGCAGCAACAACAACAGCAGCAACAGCACAACAACACCAUUGAAGGCUGCAGUGGUGGAAGUGCAAGUGGAAGAGCUAAGAGAUCAUUCUUUUCAUUUGGAUAUGGAAGUGGCAGAUCCAGAAGUUCCGUGCUACCUGUUCUUUUGGACUCUUAAGGAAAUUUUCCUUUUUUUUUUUCUUUUUUUGCUUGUGUUUGCAACUUGCAGCAACUUCAUUAGGAUUCUUUUCUAGUUUUCUUUCUUUCUUUUUUGAUUUUGUGAGAUAGAGAUGUUAGAUGUAUGAAUAGGUCAUAGGAUUUUAUGACAUGCAAAUGCAAAGAUUCAAUUAUUGAUUUAAUCUUAA
This is a messenger RNA of Arachis stenosperma, 1582 nucleotides long. RefSeq names its product RING-H2 finger protein ATL16. Gene Ontology annotation, molecular function: transferase activity. The transcript has a single exon. The record is from RefSeq and is a predicted model, not a curated record. The coding region runs from base 340 to 1395 and encodes 351 amino acids. NCBI's taxonomy places the organism in Eukaryota, Viridiplantae, Streptophyta, Magnoliopsida, Fabales, Fabaceae. Gene Ontology annotation, biological process: protein ubiquitination.